AUGAAAGCUCGCAAAGGCGGUUCCCAUGAAGAGGUAUUUAAACCCGAAAGCUUGCAAAGGUGUGAAAAGGACUUCUUCGAGGUGACGCUGCUGGACUUUUUGAAGGGCACUUGGCUGGAGUCUCGGCGGCAGGUUUUUCUGGAGUCUCGUCGCCUUUCUGAAAGGAAGCGGCCAAGGCCGUUUCGACAGACGUUCUCCGGGGAGAUGGGCAACGCAGCAGACUUGUCCAGUCGCUUCGAGCGCUGUGACGUCAAAACUGAUGUUGGGAAGUCGAAACGGCGUCAACUCAUAAACGUCGUGAGUGCCGUUCGUUGUAACUUGAAACGUCUCACGUGGAAAACUGCCUCUUUGCAGCUCCAGAAGUUGUCUCUUCACAGACUGCUGCAACACUGAAAGAAUAAGAUCACUUGCUCUUCUCUCUGUGUCUACCUGCAGGGAACCUUGUCCCUUCCUUCAAAAUGCCAACUCUUCAUCCAGGCACCAGCAUGCAAAACCAUGGAUUGGGGCUUCAACAUCUCCCCUCACUACUUGAAGAAACCAGAACCCCAGAAACUGGGCCUACUGCGAUCCGAUAUGAAGACCCUAAAGAAGUCUCCAAAGCCAGCCGUUUACCUCAGACUCGUGGGGCUGAUUCCAUUUGUUUCAGUGCCAGUGGUAAAGGUCAUCCAAAAGACUUACCACCCUGAGCUGGCAUUUACUCAGGUUUCCUGUGAAGCCUGUAUAAUCUUUUUUCUAGAAGAAACCUGGUGAGGAUUUGCUGUCCCAGAACACAGCCCUACGAGUCCAGAUUAGCUGAAUUUGGCCAUAUGUACAGUUCCUCCUUUAAUAGCCUGGCUUGCUUUACUCUUCUGAAAUGACUUCAGUGAAGCUGCAGUCAUGUUGAUAAUUGGUUUAGGCAUAGCAAAACAUUAUGACCUUGCCCUCCUUCCUACUUAUCCUUGUUGAUUGAUUUAAAGCUCAAAGGGGAAUUUUAACAGCACUGGCUGUACUUUGGCAGUGCUGGCUGACACGGCAUAGAUGACCAAUCUUCCAGAGAAGCAAUUAAGUAACAGAGAAAAAUAAGAGCAAAUGAAAACAAAACAACUCAACAGAAGAGACUUGUUAGAUGUUUCUGUAUUGUGUCUUAGUGGGAAUAUAAUGUUUCACCUCCUUCCACUUCCAGCCUAGAACCUUAACUGGAAAUUGGAAGCCAGCAAUAUACAAAGCAGUGCAUUUGAGAUCAAAGGCAAAGAAGGACUUGCAUCUGUCACCAUUAAGACUGUUUUCAAGACAUGUGCACCUUCCCUGAGUGAGGUUUUAGGAUCCUGCUGCAAAACAAGUCUUCAAACUGAAUUGCUCAGUUUCAAUAUUAAAGUGGUGAUGGGGAUAGGUGGUUUAACUGAAGUGUGACAAGUUCUGCAGCAGGAAGAAUGAACUCACAGCUUUCAUAAAGAUUACACAUCUUUUGGAGAAAAGCCCUGUUCGUUCUCCCUGAGUGGAACAACACCUGCAGUGUAGGUGCUUUUGAUGACUGGAAGGAGCUGUGCCAGGUCAUAGUAUAUUCAGCAGUUUUUCUGGAAAUGCUGGCUAUGAAUUGCUCAAUGCAACAGGUAAAAGCAACUCUUCCCUUGCCCAACUUCAACUGAAGAGAAAUCGAAGAGUUAUUGGUAAUUAUGAGUUAAUAAUAAUAUAAUGAAUGCAGUACACAAAAGGUGUCAAGCUGAGAUCAGUGCUUACCUCAGUAAUGUCAACUAAAUGUGGUUAACUGUACUUCACCUGUUUAAAAAAAAAACGAAAGUAAGUGGACCUUCUCUAAGAUGCCUCCUGUAACAACUACGUACUGGCUUCCAACACAAAGAUCCUUCUCAUUAAAGUUAACUAAGGACCCAAUCCAGGCUGAACAUGCACUUCAGGGUUAAUCACUCUCUUCCCCACCUUCCCGACAACCUUAGCUAAAAAAGUGCACUGGCACAAGGAGAGCUACUCAUAAGAUUUGGCAGAAGGCUUGGGGCUCGAGUCUUUUUUUUUUUUUUUUUUGUAAAGCAAGCUAGUUUGUUCUCCUGCGUGAGCUGAGCAACUACGUUCUAGGCUGGUCAAGAGAAUGCAAAUGUACUAAGUAGCAAAUGUCAACCCUGCAUCACAGGUGUUCAUGAUAGUCUUCUCUUGCCCCUCAUUCCUGUUACAGCCAGCGAGAGCAGAAAUUUAAGUGGGGAGGGACUAUGUACAUUUUCAGUUGUGGUCUAGUAUUCCUACGUGCAGGUGCACAUGCUAGAAGAUAGAAAGAUAGCAAUCAGUGGGUAUUUAAGAAUGAGUUAAAGAAGUUUUACUAAAUGCUAGUUUCCAAGGGAAUAGAGGGAAAUGUUCACUACUGUAAGGUCUGCAGUUUAAUAAAGUUACUUCCCUACACUA
Alligator mississippiensis (American alligator) is the source of this 2388-nucleotide messenger RNA. It is a transcript of the gene TMEM69, whose product is annotated as transmembrane protein 69. The record is from RefSeq and is a predicted model, not a curated record. Lineage: Eukaryota; Metazoa; Chordata; Crocodylia; Alligatoridae.